Messenger RNA from Prorocentrum cordatum, 804 nucleotides. The record is from the annotation of a GenBank genome assembly. NCBI's taxonomy places the organism in Eukaryota, Dinophyceae, Prorocentrales, Prorocentraceae.
GCCAUCAGAGACAAGACCAAGCUCGAGGUGCAGUUCAGGAAGGCCAGCAUGGACCUCCAGGCGGUGACAGGGGACUGCGCCGGGCUCAGGAAGCAGAACAGGACCCUGCAGGCGAGGCUCAAAGAGGCGCUCCGGAAGGCCCAGUACAGGCCGCCGAAGACCGAGGACGUGCCGCCCGAGGACAGCGACGAGGAGUUCGAGGCGGAGCUGUCGUCGUUCGAGAGGCGCUUCCAGAUCUUGGAGGAGGGCCCCGCAGGCCUUGAUAUUCUCGCCAGCAACUUGUCGCGGGACAAGAGGGAGCUUGAGAAGAAGGUCAAGGAGCUGCAGGAGGUGAUCAGGAACCUCAGCGGCGACUGCAACACCUGGAAGGCCACGUGCGCCGAGAAGGACCUCCAGGUCCAGGAGCUGUCCUCGCAGAUGGAGAAGGCGGUGCGCAACCAGGCGCUCAUGGAGGAGCAGAUGAAGCAGAAGCGCCGGGAGAUCGAACUCCAGGUCCAGGAGGAGCGCGCCGCGCUGGAGAGCCGGAUCCGCCAGCUGGAGGCGGAGGCGGACAGCGCGCGCGAGGACGCGGACGGCAUGGAAAAGGCCAGCACGAGGCUCACGCAGGAGCUGGUGAAGGUGCACGAGCAGUACAGCCGCCCACCCGCGCACGGCGAGGAUGCCGAGACCGAAGCCGCCAUCCUCCGCCAGCCGGCCGAGGCCGAGGUUGUCGUCGCCCUGAGAUCUGAGCUGGUCGUUCCGUCGGCAAUCGCCGCGGCCCUUGGAGCUAAGGACGCUGAAGACACCAGCGAGGCCUCGCGGUGA